UAAACCGUCGCCCCCCAAGCUGUCAUUCGUGUUGUCAACAAAACCCUACGGCCGAGCUAACCGCGUGUAUGCAUUUUGUGGUGGUCUAGCAUUAUUUACUCCAGUUUAAAAAAUCCGUAUCAAGUUAAAGAGCGACACUGUACUGUAAUGGAAGAAAAGCAAACCGAGCACACCAUCUUCGUUGGAAACCUUCCGACCACGUCGAAUAGAAAGACAAUAAACCAGCUGUUCAGAAAGUAUGGCACCAUACAAACAAUGCGCUUCAGGACAAACACAGGCCAAAAAGUAUCGGCCAGGUAUUUAAAGGCUUGUCCAUCGCUCAUUGCUUACGUACGCUUUUCCUCGAAGGAGGAAGUGCAACGUGCGUGCGAAAUGAAUGGUCAGAUGGUGGGCGAAAAUCGCAUCCGCGUGUGUCCGCAGGAUCAAAAGCAGAUAGGAAAAGUUUCAACUACCGUAUUUGUAGGCGGCCUACACAACAACACGACGGAAAAUGAUCUGUACGAAUUCUUCGGUAAGGUUGGCCCGAUCGAGUACAUCCGGUAUCUGGCCGAGAAACACUUCGCGUUCGUUUGCUUCGAGAAAAGCGUUUCCGCAAAGAAAGCGUUGAAGCUGAACAACACAAAGCUGUACAAGCAUGAGAUUAGAAUAGAGCCGAUCGAUGCGAAGCGCUCCAACGUGAAAACGAACAAGAAGGGUCACCUAGUACCGCGCCAUAAGCCGCCAAAGGUGCAGUCGAAGGAGACGAAUGAUGGUGCCGAACCAAAACAGUUCCAUGGCCAAGUGUCGCAGAAGAAGAGCGAAAAGAAAAGAAUGAGCAAAAAAUCUGGCUUUGGUUCGCUGAAGGAAAAGCGAGUGUUGAGCAAAAAGCUAAAGUCGGCGGCGCAAGCGAAAGUGUAAAUUUAAAUGAUAAAUGUAAAUAAAUUGAGGAAUGUCAUGCUCAAAAAACUAUAAAUACCGCUAUGAUA
This is a messenger RNA of Anopheles stephensi (Asian malaria mosquito), 965 nucleotides long. RefSeq names its product RNA-binding protein 34-like. Gene Ontology annotation, molecular function: RNA binding. The transcript has 3 exons. Bases 148 to 897 code for a protein of 249 amino acids. The record is from RefSeq and is a predicted model, not a curated record. NCBI's taxonomy places the organism in Eukaryota, Metazoa, Arthropoda, Insecta, Diptera, Culicidae.